UCCAACCUAACCGAACCUAACUAAACCGACGGGAUCGAACAUGGCGUCAUUUGCAGUAGCUGUUGUGUCGAAGAAGCACAAUACUCAGUGAGAGUAGCGAUAUUCUAGUGGUAGUAUAGGAUACCUGCCGUUUUCGGCCAAAUCGCUGCCAUUAACCAAGUCACCGGAGGAGAAGCGCAGACGAUGGCGGACGCAACGGACGCACCUGUUAUUUCUACGAAUCAAAGGGCGGUAUCGAGGCUGCUGCGACAGCGGGCUCAAGAAUUCCUCGCCUCGAGGAAGCACGCGAACAACUUGGUGGAUAUAAUCGGCCAGUGGGACGAAUUCAUCUUCCCGUGCCUGCUCACGAUAGAGACGAUAUUCACGGAAGUGUUGAGGCGCGGUGACAUGUAUCAAGAAUCCACGAUAGCUCUCGCCAUCUCGGAACCCAGUCCCGAGUCGCGCUACACCAGCUGGUUGAGAAGUUGCUACGACGAGGUGUGGAAGAAGAUACUCAUGUCCAUAGAGAACUAUCGGCCGGCCACGCAACAGCAAGCUCUCACUACGGCGAUAAAGCUGAUGGCGGAGGAGGGCAAAGCCCCAUUGGAGCCGCGCGACAAUCUGGGUUAUCACUUUCCCCUGCAUCGUCUGAAACCCAUCCUCAUGACGCUGCUCUCACCUGAGAAGGACAAUACUAACUUAAUAUCGAGAUUCCAAGAGAUCACCGGCUAUCCUGACGCUUUGUACUACACAUGGAAGUGUCUUCCCUCUCUCACUCCGAAGAGGCAACCACAGGCGACUUAUAUUAAAAAUCUUUUGGAGCUUAUACAUAAAAUACCACUGCCAAAGGAGGGUGAAGAGUGCAAGAUGUCAGACAAUAAAGAACUCCUGUGCGGACCGCAAGGCGCCGCGUUUACGUGGGAUCAGUCGGCGGUCAGGCGCGCGCUCAACAAAGUCUGGGCCUGCGUCAUGCACUGGGAACUGACGUCGCAGCUGCACAAGCAACUGCUGGUGGUCCUGCUGGACCGGAUCAUGCCGUAUUUAGAGAAGCCCGUGCUGCUAACCGACUUCCUGAUGGACUCCUUGGACAUGGACGGUCCUAUCGGUUUGCUCGCGCUGCACGGUGUGUUCGUACUGGUCACCAAGCACAAUUUGCAGUACCCGAAUAUCUUCACCAAGCUGUACUCGAUGUUCGAGCCCGAGAUCUUCCACACGAAGUACAAGGCCCGGCUCUUCUACCUGGCGGACCUGUUUCUCAGCUCUACGCACUUGCCGGAGACCUUGGUGGCGGCGUUCGUGAAGCGACUCGCGCGCUUAACGCUGGUCACGCCACCGGAGGAUAUCCUGGUAAUCCUGAAGCUCGUGGCGAACCUGCUGAAGCGGCAUCCGGGGCUCAAACGACUGAUCGACCACCCGCAUGGCGAAGGUGAGAUCGUCGGCUCGGACGCUUGCACCGGCGCCGGUGACCCCUUCCUCAUGGAGGAGCGCGACCCGUUGCUCAGCAACGCGAUGCUCAGCAGCCUCUGGGAGAUCCGGGCGUUGCAGUGGCACAUCCUGCCGAGCAUCGCGAACGCGGCGCGCUUCAUUCACGAGCCGUUCCCCUCCGUCGAGUACGACAUUGCGUCGGCGUUGGAGCGCACGAGCGGCCACCUGUUCGACCGCGAGCUCAGGAGCAAGGUCAAGGACAUCAUGCUGACGUUCGAGAGGCCGAACUGCAUGGCGCUGCCGAAGGGCGAGAAGCUCUUGCAAUAUUGGCAGCUCACGCAUUGAUCCGGAUCGCCGGGAGUGCAAUAGGACGUCGGACUGCGGGAGCCGCGCUCGUCAAGGAGAAGCUGGGUACGACGUCCGUGACGACGAACGAAGAUGCGAAGAGGGGACUCUCUUGAGUUUUUAUACGAUGGCAUAUCUACGACGGGGAAAGGUGGCGAUACGCGCGUCCGCGUCAGCGUGCGCUCGGCGUUGAGCAUUUACGCUUUCUGUCUCUCUCUCUCUCUCUCUCUCGCGGGUAUGCGCGUUUCGGCGAGUCUCUCGCGCGCGCACUACUUCGACACGGUCUCGAUUCGUGCAACGGAAAGCACCGAGAGUGACUUUCGCGAAGCUCCUCGAUCGAUCGGUCAAUCCCAUGUGUGGAGAGUUGAUCGUCGCACUACAUUAGUCCCGGUCUGCAAUAAGUUUUAAGCCUUGAGAAACUGACCGAUCACAGUUAAUUAUCCUCCUCACAUUCGACUGUGAUUGGUCAAUUUCUCAAGGCUUAGAGCUUAAAGUAUCUAUUGUAGACCAGGACUCAGGGAGUAAAAAAGUUCGAGCGUGAAAAGUCGAUGAAGUUUAACUUAUUAGUAUGUAGGUAUAGAAAUUGAAUACGAAAUCCUUUUGUAGGCUAUUUACUGUGUGUAUAUUAACGAUAGAAAUUGUUUAAGAAAUUAAAAGAAUACAUAGUAGCACACAGUAUGGAGUGCUGCGACCCGAUUUAUCCUUUGGUGUACAUUAUGGUUUUUCAGGCCUAAUCUAAUAUAAAGAUACCGAGAUACUUUUGUUUUUAAUUAGAGCAUCAAGUUUUCCACAGGUCCAACUGAGAACUCCGUUCAAGAAAUAUUAUUUAUUCAAAUUCUAUCGCAAUAAAAAGCACUUUAUUUCUA
Molecule: messenger RNA, 2615 nt
Organism: Dinoponera quadriceps
Lineage: Eukaryota; Metazoa; Arthropoda; Insecta; Hymenoptera; Formicidae
Product: nucleolar complex protein 4 homolog
Exons: 6
Coding region: 184-1749 (521 amino acids)
Biological process (GO): ribosome biogenesis
Cellular component (GO): nucleolus; small-subunit processome; Noc4p-Nop14p complex
Source: RefSeq, a predicted model, not a curated record